AUGGCCGACGUCGAGAAGUCCCAGACCAGAGUCUCACCACUUAUCUCUAGUGACGUGGACACAUCCGAGACUUCACUUGGACAGGUAAACCACCGAAGAGGAUGGCUCGCAAGACUCAAGGGACAAGUCCAAGAUCCGGAUGAGCUGGGCAAAGAACUCUUCGCCAAGUCACAGCAGUACGACGAGGCACAGCUUGAGCGUGAUGCUGUUCGUGUCCGACGCAAGCUGGACUUCAUACUGCUUCCACUCAUGUGUGGUACUUACAUGAUCAGCUUCCUGGACAAGCAGACCCUCAAUUAUUCCAACGCAUACGGCUUGCAAGCCGACACGAACAUGUCUGGAGACGACUAUUCGUGGGUAGCGUCCGCGCUGAAUUUCGGAUGGCUUCUUGCGGCAUACCCGUGGACUUUGAUCCUGCAGAGAUACCCAACGGGGCGACUAAUUGGGGGCAUGCUUUUCGUCUGGGGCUCUGUAUGCAUGCUUCAAGCCGCCGUCUUCGAUUUUGGGUCGUUCUUCGCCGUUCGCUUCUGGCUUGGAGCGUUGGAGGCCGUCGUCAGUCCUGCCUUCAUCUUGCUGACUUCGAUGUUCUGGACCUCUUCGGAACAGAGUCUGCGAAGCUCGUUCUGGCUUGCUUGCAAUGGCUUCAGCAGCAUCCUGGGUGCCUUGUUGGCAUAUGGCGCUGGCCAUGCGGAAGGAUUGAUCAUUCCCAAUUGGAAGCUGAUCUAUCUGAUCGUUGGCUGCAUGACGAUCGUAUGGGGCGUUGUCAUUAGCUUGUACCUGCCCGAUGGUCCUCACAACGCAAAGAUGCUGUCAGACUAUGAGAAGAUCGUUGCAGUGUGGCGCAUCAGCAAGAAUAAGGUCGGCUUGAAGCAUAAAGAAAUGCGUUGGUAUCAGGUCCGUGAGGCAGCAACUGAUCCUCGGGUCUGGCUGAUCUGGCUCAUGGGCGCAGCGGUCGGUGUACUCAACGGAGGCGUGGUCAAUUUCGCCUCUGCUCUGAUCAAAGGUUUCGGCUUCAAUGCUCUGCAAGCAAGCCUGAUACAGACACCAGGUGGUGCAUUUGAGAUCAUUGGCUGCAUCAUCUUCGGCUACCUUUCCACUCUACGUGGCUGGCUAGGGAUCAGCAUCAUCCUCAGCUCGCUCCCAGGUAUGGCAGGACUGAUUGGCAUUCUGACAAUCGACAUUCGUCACCGUUAUGCCUUGACAGCAAUGGCAUGGAUGCAGAACGUGCUUGGAUCGCCUAUAAUUCUCGUCUGGUCGCUUCCAGGCAUCAACGUUGCGGGACACUCGAAGCGCUCCUUCGUCCUGGGCAUGUUCUUCGUCGUCUACUGUGCUGGCAACAUCGCAAGCCCACACAUGUUUCUGGGCGAAGAGGCGCCACGAUACCCAACAGCCAUUAAAGGUUUGUUAGGUGCCUAUGUGGCCCUAAUCGUGUUUGCUAUUGCAUACAUCGCGCUUGUCUGGCUCGAAAACAAGCGUCGUGAUAGGAAGGGAUUGCAUGGAGAAGUUGUGGAAGAGCUGGCCGAAGGCUUCGAGGACAAGACAGAUGUCGAGAACAAGCACUUCCGCUACAGGAUCUGA
This is a messenger RNA of Cyphellophora attinorum, 1578 nucleotides long. Its product is annotated as putative transporter. Gene Ontology annotation, molecular function: transmembrane transporter activity. The transcript is spliced from 2 exons. Gene Ontology annotation, biological process: transmembrane transport. Lineage: Eukaryota; Fungi; Ascomycota; Eurotiomycetes; Chaetothyriales; Cyphellophoraceae. The record is from RefSeq and is a predicted model, not a curated record. The coding region runs from base 1 to 1578 and encodes 525 amino acids. Gene Ontology annotation, cellular component: membrane.